Messenger RNA from Lates calcarifer (barramundi perch), 2862 nucleotides. It is a transcript of the gene nars1, whose product is annotated as asparaginyl-tRNA synthetase 1. Bases 169 to 1848 code for a protein of 559 amino acids. Gene Ontology annotation, biological process: asparaginyl-tRNA aminoacylation. Gene Ontology annotation, cellular component: cytoplasm. Gene Ontology annotation, molecular function: asparagine-tRNA ligase activity; nucleic acid binding; ATP binding. The record is from RefSeq and is a predicted model, not a curated record. The transcript has 15 exons. Lineage: Eukaryota; Metazoa; Chordata; Actinopteri; Centropomidae.
CUCCUCCUCCGUCGUAGGGUUGCGGCUGGGCUGAUGUAAAGUUGCACGUCCGUGGCUGAACAGACUCCGCCGGCGGUCGCUUCUGGGGUUUCAUCUCCAUUUUUUCUUUCUGAAUAAAAAAUAUUCAGUCUCACCUCCUUGGCGGUCUGUCGUAGCACCUGGGUUGACAUGGCGACGGAGAUAACGAAAGGUGUGGAUCAAGUCUCAGUGGCUGAGCUGUACGUGUCGGACAAAUGUGGCAGCGACCAGGAUGGAGACGGUACAGAGGAGAAACCCUUCAAAACUCCGCUCAAGGCUCUGAUGUUUGCUGGGAAGGAGCCGUUCCCGACCAUCUACGUAGAGUCACAGAAGGAGGGAGAGCGUUGGGCGGUGAUCUCAAAGACGCAGAUGAAGAAUGCAAAGAAGGCCUUCAACCGUGAGCAGAUGAAGAGUGACGCCAAAGACAAGAAAGAGGCAGAGGACAACGAGAGGAGAGAGAAGAACCUGGAAGAAGCCAAGAAGAUUGUCAUUGAGAAUGAUCCCAGCCUGCCUGAGCCAGAAACAGUUAAAAUUCAUCAUCUGGAGCCAAAGAGAGGCCAGAGAGUCAAAGUGUUUGGGUGGGUUCAUCGUCUCAGGAGACAGGGGAAGAACCUGAUGUUCAUUGUGUUGAGAGAUGGAACUGGUUUCCUCCAGUGUGUCCUGUCUGAUAAACUGUGCCAGUGCUACAACGGCCUGGUGUUGUCCACAGAGAGCACGGUGGCUCUGUACGGGACUGUGACUCCAGUUCCUGAGGGGAAACAGGCGCCUGGAGGCCACGAGCUGCACUGCGACUUCUGGGAGCUGGUCGGCUUAGCUCCAGCAGGUGGCGCCGACAACCUGCUGAACGAAGAGUCGGACGUGGACGUGCAGCUGAACAACCGACACAUGCUGAUCAGAGGAGAGAACGUCUCCAAGGUCCUCCGGGUCCGAUCCACCGUCACACAGUGUUUCAGGGACCACUUCUUCAGCCGCGGAUACUACGAGAUCACUCCUCCGACCCUGGUGCAGACUCAGGUGGAGGGCGGCUCCACACUGUUCAGCCUCAACUACUUCGGCGAGCAGGCGUACCUGACGCAGUCCUCCCAGCUCUACCUGGAGACCUGCAUACCUGCCCUGGGCGACACCUUCUGCAUCGCCCAGUCGUACCGAGCCGAGCAGUCUCGCACCCGAAGGCACUUGUCCGAGUACACUCACAUCGAGGCCGAGUGUCCCUUCAUUACGUUUGAGGACCUGCUGAACAGACUGGAGGACUUGGUGUGUGAUGUGGUGGACCGAGUGCUCAAAUCCCCCGCCGCCCAGCUGCUCUACGACAUCAACCCGAACUUCAAACCCCCCAAGAGGCCGUUCAAGAGGAUGAACUACACCGAAGCCAUCGAGUGGCUCAGGGAGCACGACGUCAAGAAGGACGACGGCACCUACUACGAGUUUGGAGAGGACAUCCCCGAGGCUCCGGAGAGGCUGAUGACAGACAAGAUCAACGAGACCAUCCUGCUCUGUCGUUUCCCAGCUGAGAUCAAAUCCUUCUACAUGCAGCGCUGCCCCGAGGACAGACGCCUCACUGAGUCGGUCGACGUGUUGAUGCCAAACGUUGGCGAGAUUGUCGGAGGCUCGAUGCGUAUCUGGGACUCUGAGGAGCUGCUGGAGGGAUACAAGAGGGAGGGAAUCGACCCGACCCCGUACUACUGGUACACUGACCAGAGGAAGUACGGCUCGUGUCCUCACGGCGGUUACGGUCUGGGCCUGGAGCGUUUCCUCACCUGGCUGCUGAACAGACAUCACAUCAGAGACGUCUGCCUGUACCCACGAUUCAUCCAGCGCUGCCGACCCUGAACAAACACACACCGACACACGCAAACACACACAUUCUGUUACCGUACCUAGAUCUGGCACAUGAGCCAUAAAAUGUGUCGCUAAAUUAGAAAACAAAGAAUUCAGUGUUUGGUCCUGUUAGCUGUUUGACUUCAGAUCUUUACGGUGAACUCCAUCAUGUCUCGCCACAGAUGGUUAAAAACCUGCUGAGCUUCCUCCUCACCUGUACUGACUCGACACCUUGAAUCUGAUCAUUUCUGCCUCUGCUGAUGCUCGAUGGCUCAUUAUUUAACCUGUAAUAAACACUGUAGUUAACUUGUGAUUGUACAGAGUGUCUGCAAGUCCUGGAAAAAAUCCUAAAUUAUAACUUUUAUUCAAAUUACUGUUUAUUUUAUUCAAAUUAUCCACAGGAACUUUAAAAAAUAAGUUAAUAUUUUUAAAUUCCUGUUGAAAUUUGCAGUAAAAUAAACUAAGUUGAAUUUUAAAUGCUUCAACACUUCAGUAGUUUUUUUCUGUUAUUAUUUGCAUUAAAAAUAUUACAAAGUCGUAAAUGUAAGUCGCACUUGCAGCCACCCUGUUGUUCUCUUUAACAACCAACAUCAGCUUUCACAAUAAGUGUCUUUAACUUAAGGAACCAAGUACUGUAGUUGGAUAAAAUAAAUUAUUCAAUGCCAAAUUUAUAUAAAAAAUAAGCAAGAUCCCAACUUCUAAGGCACUGUUCGCACUCCGCCUCCUCCCGUCAUGGCUGCCGUCCUGACUCUCUCUUGGUGGUCCAAACUGGAAUCACAAACAACAGCAGCGACGCUUUUGUGCACGUUUCAUGUAUUUUGGGAAUGUUUUACCUCUUUCCUGGAAGAAACACAGCUGGGUCUGGAUGAUAACAAAAAACAUGGACGACGGUCUGUCAUCACGUUUGUCAUUGGUGGUUUAGAAAUGUGACGUCAUCCUCAGGGGGUCUCAUCAUGUUCGUUUGUUCUGCCUCAUCUUCUGAAAAAUACUCAAUAAACUGCACUUAAAUGAAGUGUAACUCAAACA